Haliotis rufescens (red abalone) is the source of this 1769-nucleotide messenger RNA. RefSeq names its product hydroxysteroid 11-beta-dehydrogenase 1-like protein. The record is from RefSeq and is a predicted model, not a curated record. Gene Ontology annotation, molecular function: oxidoreductase activity. Gene Ontology annotation, cellular component: intracellular membrane-bounded organelle. Lineage: Eukaryota; Metazoa; Mollusca; Gastropoda; Lepetellida; Haliotidae. The coding region runs from base 611 to 1507 and encodes 298 amino acids. The transcript is spliced from 7 exons.
GACAGAUGUGUAAAGUGUUGGUGGAGACAGGAGUUGACGUACAGGCAUGUAAAGUGUGGAUGGUGUCAGGAGUUGACGUACAGGCAUGUAAAGUGUGGAUGGGGUCAGGAGUUGAUGUACAGGUGUGUAAAGUGUUGGUGGAGACAGGAGUUGACGUACAGGCAUGUAAAGUGUGGAUAGGGUCAGGAGUUGACGUACAGGUGUGUAAAGUGUGGAUAGGGUCAGGAGUUGACGUACAGGUGUGUAAAGUGUUGGUGGAGAUAGGAGUUGACGUACAGGCAUGUAAAGUGUGGGUGGGGACAGCAAGGCCCCAUGGACAGCUGCUCCUAGUCCUGUUGCACUCAAUGACACCAGGUAGUAAUGUGUUAUGGGCUUUUGACAUGGUCCCUGCUUUCUCAAAGUCUUUUUAUAGUAAUCCAUUGGCCCUAUUGUUAUAAAUAAUGGACAUUAUAAAGAGCCAUGCAUACGCUAGAGGCAUGCUGUGACUUAGUGGGAACAUUUAGCUGUGUUAGAUCUAAGGUCACAUGCCGGCCCACUUGGUUGCUCCCACUGACACAAGGAGAUAUAUAUAUGAAUAUCUAAUUACAAGCUCUUGUAUCAGAUAUCCAAGAUGUGGAAGAAGAUUCUGGCUGUGUUAGUUGGCCUGGUGAUUGGGUACUGGCUGUACGAUGACUUUGAUCCAGAAACAUUGAACGCUAAACGGGUAGUUAUAACUGGAGCAUCUACCGGGAUAGGGGAACAGAUUGCAUAUCACUAUGCAAGGUUUGGUGCCAAGAUUCUGAUCACUGCCCGACGAGAGGAGGUGCUGAAGCAGGUAGUAGAUCGAUGCAGACAAGUUGGCAGCACAGAGGGCCAAUAUGAGUACAUCACAGCUGACAUGAGCGAUAUGUCUGCCACACAGAACGUCAUACGGGAGGCGACACGGCGUCUGGGGGGGAUCGACAUCCUGGUGCUGAAUCACAUCACUGUUAUGCCCCUGGGAGAGUGGAAGGGCACCCCUCAAAACCUGUCCUCUUUGCAGCACAUCUUUGAUGUCAACUUCCGUGCAUAUGUCCACCUCACAUCACAUGCAUUCUCAGAGCUGGAGAAAACCAGUGGCAGCGUUAUUGUUGUGUCAUCUUUUGCAGGGAAAGUGUCCAUCCCUUUCGUAGCUCCAUACUCUGCAUCCAAGUUUGCCCUGGAUGGAUUUUUCAGUGCUUUGAGACAGGAGCUAAGGAUGAAAAACUGUGAUAUAUCUAUUACAUUAUGCAUCAUUGGAUUGGUAGGUACAGACAAUGCUUUGUCAAAGUUGAUGGAGUUUCGACAGGACUUCCUGCUGAGUGUGAUGAAGCCCGCCACACCCACAGACACAGCUCUGGCCAUUGUCAAGGGGGGGCAGAGGCGCGUCAGGGAGAUCUACUACCCCUACCUGGAUGUCAGGAUACCAUACUUACUGAGAGAUUGGCUACCCAAUGCCAUAGAGUCUGUCACACGCUACAUCUCUACACCCUCUCACUACAAGAGAUAGUGUGAAGUGUGUCACACGCUACAUUGUUACACACUCACACUACAAAAGAUUGCUACCAGCUUUUCUUCAGACAUGUAGAUUGUGGGUAUUGUACAACUUGCUUCUCAGGUCAUCCUCAGAGAAAAUAGAGCAUGUCCGUCAAACACAACCAUCACACAACAUGACUACACCAUCACACAACAUGACUACACCAUCACACAACAUGACUACACCAUCACACAACAUGACUACACCAUCACACAACAUGACUACACCAUCACAC